Messenger RNA from Rhodotorula graminis WP1, 700 nucleotides. RefSeq lists its product as uncharacterized. The record is from RefSeq and is a predicted model, not a curated record. NCBI's taxonomy places the organism in Eukaryota, Fungi, Basidiomycota, Microbotryomycetes, Sporidiobolales, Sporidiobolaceae. The coding region runs from base 51 to 377 and encodes 108 amino acids. The transcript is spliced from 3 exons.
GCGCCGGCCUCUCGAUCGCGAGCGUGCACCCGUGCAAGCACAGCGCCGUCAUGAAGAAGGUCACUGAGCGCAUGGACGGCAACGUGAGGGAGAUGCAGCGUCGGGGGAGGGCUGAGGGCCAGGGGCAGGGCGAGGGGGCACACAAGGAGAAGGAGAAGGAGGAGAAGAAGGGUGGCGGGAGCAGGUGGCUCGGGCUCGGGAAGAAGAAGGACAAGGAGGCUGCGGGAGCGGGAGCGAAGGACGGCUCGAGCGAGGGUGCGGCGGGACCGGACGCAGACGACGAGGGCCUGCGCGUCGAGCAGUACCUGCUCGUGUUCCUCAAGUUUAUCAGCGCCAUCACGCCGACGAUCGAGGUCGACUCGACGGCGAGCAUCUGAUCCUGAUUCACCCGUCGCCACCUCGACUCGCCCAGCCUCGCCUAGAUUCGACUGGACCCGACUCGGCGCUGGUCGCCUUCUCGUCGCUCGGACCCCUCGUCUCGACGCGGCGCCCUCGUCUCGACGCGGCGCCCUCGUCCUCCCUCCCCCACGUUGACCGUCGUCCUCGGCCUCCUCGGUUACCCUCCCUCCCCCCUCGUUCGCCUUCCUUGCCCUUGCCCUCUAUCUCUCUAUUGCGCCGCCGUGUUUGCCUCCCUCCCUCCCCCUGACUCGUCGUACCCCCUCUCGCCCGCGCUCUCGCUCUGCAACUCGCUGUGCCUCUC